AUGGUUCUCAUUUACCUGGGUAAGAAGAUCUAUCGGUCGAUCAAGGGUCCGGCAAAACCACUCCAACCAACAGCGGCCGAGGCAAAAGUGGCGGCGACCGGCGGAACAGUGGAAGGAGAAGCAGCUUACCAAAACAAGAACUGCCAAGCGACAUCGGCUGUGACGAAGAGCGCGAAAACCUGCGGCCAUCACUUUGACUCGACAUUCGGGCCUUGCCCAAAAUGCAAGUCGACCCGGCGAGCGCAGCUGCAAUACAGGUGCAAGGUCUUUGCCGGCUUGCUUCUCCCCUUUGUGGUCCAGGAUCUGGAUGUCACCAUUAUCGCAAGCGCGCUGCCCUGGAUUGCGUCCGACUUCCACGAGACGGGCCAGCUCAACUGGAUCAUCGCGGCCUUCAACCUCACAUCCGCGGCCUUCAUCCCCUUCUGGGGCCAGAUGGCGGACAUCUUCGGGCGCCAUGCCUCGAUGCAGGCUUGCCUGGUGUUGCUGCUCGUGGGCAGCGCCCUCUGCACGGGCGCGCCCGUAGCCGCCUUCCCCGUUCUACUUCUAGGUCGCGCAUUCCAAGGCCUGGCUUGCGCCGGGCUGAACGUUCUAGUUCGUAUCAUCGUCGCCGAUAAGGUUUCGCUACGCGAGAAUGCCAAAAACUGGUCCGUCUUCUCGUUACUUGGCGGUGUCUUGGGAUGGGGACUCGGUCCGGUUCUAGGAGGCUACAUCACCAGCGGCUCGUCCUGGAGGUGGUGCUUUGGCAUCAACCUGCCUAUCGCGUUCGCCAGCAUGCUCGUCAUAUACUUCGUCCUCCGGUCCGAACUCCUGGGCCCGCAGCCGAUCCCCCAGCUCGACGAGACAACCGACACCGGCCGACGGACGACGUUAAGAAAGCGUCUCCAGACGAUCGACGUUGGCGGGCAGGUACUGUUCCUAUUUGGCCUCGGUCUGUUGAUCCUUGGCUUGACGUGGGCCGGCGCAACAUACUCCUGGAAGAGCCCGGCCGUUCUCGUGACUCUCAUUCUUGGAAUCCUGAUCAGUGCCCUUUUCGUCCUCUGGGAGUACCACAUGACCCCCGCUAAGGCUCUGGCUCGCCAGUUCCCGUGGCAAAAGGCCAUGAUCCCCUGGGAGCUGGCCCGCAACAGAGAUAUCGGGCUCCUCUUUUACACCUCGUUUGCCACGGGAAUGGCCAUGUACUCGGUUCUGUACUUCUGCAACAUAUACUUCACCAUGGUGAAGCUUUGGUCGGCAGAUCGAGCUGGUGUGCAGCUGCUGUACUUCACCCCAGGGCUUGGUGGUGAGUGCGAACUUAUGAUGUUCGUUCAGGAUAGGAAACUGACAAGGAACCUCCCAGUCGGUGUGUACAUGUCCACCUUCAUGUGCAACUCGUGGCCGCGCAAGACGUUCCCACCCAUCUUCAUUGGGUCCGUCAUCGAGAUGGUCGGCAUCGCGUUGCUGGCAUGGGCUAUCUACACCGAGCAUAACCCGACCGUUUACGGGAUGAUGGCGCUCACCGGUGUCGGAACCGGCCUUCGCGUCAUGCCCGGCACUCUUCACGGAAUCGGCUUCUUCCCCAAGAGCAUCGCGGCCGUGGUCUCUCUCAUGUCCGUCGCCUACCCCUUUGGCGGAACGUUCGGCUUGACUGUCAUGACGACCGUCUUUAACAACGUAUCGGGCAUCGGAAACAACUCGCCCCUCCGAGACUUCACGACGCUCAAAAACCUGCCCGCGGCGACACAGCAGCAGGUCACACACGAGGCGAAAAUGGGCGUCGUCUGGGCCUUUGUUGCCAUCUGCCCCUUCAUGGUUGUCUGUACUGUCACUACCUCGUUACUUGGCAACAUAUCCAUCAGCAAGACCGACGAUGGCGAGGGCGGGGGAGAAAACAUCAUUUACGAAGGCGUAUACCUCCUCAGCUGGUUCCGGAAGCGUGAUGCCACAGUGAACAUAACGACUCGGAAGCACCAUUCGGGCGGAGAAGCGACAUUGAGUGAGUCUUAG
This is a messenger RNA of Colletotrichum higginsianum IMI 349063, 1983 nucleotides long. Its product is annotated as Major facilitator superfamily transporter. Lineage: Eukaryota; Fungi; Ascomycota; Sordariomycetes; Glomerellales; Glomerellaceae. Gene Ontology annotation, biological process: transmembrane transport; basic amino acid transport. The coding region runs from base 1 to 1983 and encodes 660 amino acids. Gene Ontology annotation, cellular component: fungal-type vacuole membrane. Gene Ontology annotation, molecular function: basic amino acid transmembrane transporter activity. The record is from RefSeq and is a predicted model, not a curated record. The transcript has 6 exons.